CCCGACCUGGGCAUCGACGAUGCUUUCGAUUUGUGGCGCCGAGACAUGGCUGACGAGCAAGGAAGGGAGGGUAGUCGGAGCUGGGACUGCAGCUGGUGACUGGGGUCGGUAGAUUAUUUCAUCGUUGAGGACGAGCAGGCGAGCAAGUGGUCUUCAUUUUGGAACAGACCUUGGUCGCGUGGAGCUGUACUGGAGAAGAUGUCUGCGUUUGUUGCGGUUCAAUUAGUGGGGUUUCCUUUAUGUUCUACUUCUUCUUCUUCUUCUUCUUCUUCUCGGCCGAGUGCUCUUGCUGCUUCCGGUGGGUUUAGUGCGUCCCGGAAUUUUAGGGUGAAGGGAGAUGAGGCAUCGACGAGUUUUUCCAAUGCUGUAUCGUUCGUGGGCGACUUGAAGGUCGUGCAACCGACAAUUGGUGGCCGGAAUGUUGCUCUUUCUGUUUCGAGCGCGGCUCUCUUUCCAUUCUUACGGGGGAAGAAGAAGGACGUCGAGAAAGUGAAGAUUGAGCUUUUGGAUGCAAUUGCGCCUCUGGACCGAGGCGCCAAUGCGUCACCCGACGAUCUCGCACGAGUGGACCUCAUUUGCCAGGAACUUGAGAAAUUAAAUCCGUCCAAAGCGCCACUGAAGUCACCGUUGGUGAAUGGUAAAUGGAAACUUAUUUACACAACCUCGGAGUCCAUCUUGAAGAAAUCGAGGCCUGGUUUGUUGAGACCAAAUGGACCAAUCUAUCAAGCUAUCAACACAGAUACACUCAGAGCUCAGAACAUGGAAACGUGGCCUUAUUUUAAUCAAGUCACGGCCAAUCUGGUACCGAUUGAUUCGAGGAAGGUGCUAGUUAAGUUUGACUACUUCAAGCUUUUUGGUCUGUCAAUUAUCUCAAUUGGUAAGGUGACGGGCGUUACGAGCAGGAUCCCGCAUCUUUUCUCGAAGUCACUUAGUCUGGCUGAGCUUUGUCUUCCAAGUCAUACUACAGUAGGCAAUGCAGGACCUGUCAAAGUGUCAGACUGCGGUGGUUUCGAAUCAGAAGAUUGGAAGAACCCUUGUUACUUUCUUGUAAAGACUCGACUUCCUUACUCGGAUAAACCAGAGUUAAAGUGGUGCGGACUUUGUGGGAACCGAGAAGGUUGGAUGAGAUGUGGAAGCUGUAUGGGUGAAGGUGGGUAUGUGACAAAGCCGGGUCUCGCAGGAGUGAAAGGCAGAGUUGGCUGGUCACGCUGCAAAACGUGCUAUGGAAAGAGAAUUUUGCCUUGCCUUUUGUGUGCUCCAAAAACGGAUGACCGACAACCGAAAUGAAAGAUUGGAAGUCCUUAGAGCACUGAGCAGCAGAUGUUGAUAAAGUGAAGACUGGAAUCCAUUCCGGCUAGCCGAAGUCGGUGCCUUGGACUCAAGUUUAUUUCCAACAUGGAUAGAUGUGUGGAAAUGAAGUAGUCGUACUUUCCAUCUUUCUGAAGGAAAUGAAUUAUACGAAGCUCUGUCAGGAGCUUGCGUUCAUCUUGAACCAGAUCCAUUGAAGUGUGGAGGACGAUCACUUCUCAGGUGAGCGUAAAAGCUCCGGAGCGGGCGCGUGGUGAGCUGGAAAUUACCUACGUCGACGAGCAGCUGCGGGUUUCUCGAGGAUACAAGGGAAACUUAUUUGUACUUGUAAUGGAAGAUCCUGGGUACAGAGUUCCACUUUAAGAGAGCUGGUAACCACUUUUGAGUGCAGCUUUGUAAAGUAAAAGUAUGCGACAUUUGAUAUAGGCUGAACUGAUUGUUAGACUUAUCAUCCUGAAUCUGUCGGGAUGCAAAGAUGUGACGUUAGGGAGUUCCGAAUCCAUGGCACCCAACUUUGUAUGUUCCACGUGUAUAGUUCGCAAGUUUUUCAUACUCAAAUUCUCAGUCAUUCCCGUUGACCUGAUUGAUUAGUAACCCACCUCAUCAGCACCUCGAGCUGAGGUCAAACCUGCAAGCAUUUUGGUUUAUGCAUAGCUGAUCUGCUUGUAGUCCCUCACAUCGUCAAACUCCAUUGGUUCACAAGACAAAUUACAUAAUCGCCAUAGCGUCAGCGACAUUCUCACUUGGUUCGACAGUCAUCAGCUUACAUAGUUGGUGACAUGCUGGACAUGUGGCACAUUUGAGAUCAUCAUCUAUGAUCUCAUUUGCGGCAAUGUUGUUUUUUUAUGUAAUUGAGAAACUCUCCCAUAACUGGGCGCUUCUGGAAGAAGAUGGGUGAGAAACUGUACUGCUACUACAAGUCUAAUGAGAAGAAACUCGGAUCUUCGUGUGAGACGA
Messenger RNA from Marchantia polymorpha subsp. ruderalis, 2265 nucleotides. The record is from the annotation of a GenBank genome assembly. NCBI's taxonomy places the organism in Eukaryota, Viridiplantae, Streptophyta, Marchantiopsida, Marchantiales, Marchantiaceae.